UCGGACAUGGGCGAGUGGACCAUUCUGGAGCGGCUCCUGGAGGCAGCCGUGCAGCAGCAUUCCACCAUGAUUGGCAGGAUACUCCUCACUGUGGUUGUGAUCUUCCGAAUUCUGAUUGUCGCCAUUGUCGGGGAGACGGUCUACGAGGACGAGCAAACCAUGUUCAUGUGCAACACCCUUCAGCCAGGCUGUAACCAGGCCUGCUACGAUAGGGCAUUUCCCAUCUCUCACAUCAGGUACUGGGUCUUCCAGAUCAUUCUGGUGUGCACGCCGAGUCUUUGCUUCAUCACCUAUUCGGUCCACCAGUCAUCCAAACAGAAGGACAAACACUCCACUGUGCUCUGUCCUCCUCUGGACCAGGAAGUCACCAAAACCUCCACAGACCGUAGGGAGAAUAAAAAGUCAAAAAGCAGUCUCAUCAAUGGGAUUCUGGGGCAGAAUACGGAAAGAUCUGGAAAGGCAGUGGAAUCAGACUAUUUGGAGAGUAAAAAAAAUCCUAAUACAUCAGGAUCGAUCCGUAGCAAAAGCAUAAAAGUUCAGCGGCAAGAGGGGAUAUCAAGAUUCUAUAUUAUCCAAGUGGUCUUUAGAAAUGUUUUGGAGAUUGGCUUCUUGGUGGGACAAUAUUUUCUUUAUGGGUUUAAUGUUCCUGCAAUCUUUGAGUGCGAUAGGUAUCCUUGCGUCAAGGAGGUGGAGUGUUAUGUGUCCAGGCCGACAGAAAAGACGGUGUUCUUGGUCUUCAUGUUUGCGGUCAGUGGCAUCUGUGUGGUUCUGAACCUGGCUGAGCUCAACCACCUGGGCUGGAGGAAGAUCAAGGCAGCCAUCAAAGGAGUGCAAGCCAAGAGAAAAUCAGCAGUCGAGGUUAGGAAGAAGGACCCCCCAUUUUUCAGUGGCCAUGAGAGGACCCAAUCCAGUGAAUCUGCAUAUGUCUAA
This is a messenger RNA of Mobula hypostoma (lesser devil ray), 930 nucleotides long. Its product is annotated as gap junction delta-2 protein-like. The transcript has 2 exons. Gene Ontology annotation, cellular component: connexin complex. NCBI's taxonomy places the organism in Eukaryota, Metazoa, Chordata, Chondrichthyes, Myliobatiformes, Myliobatidae. The record is from RefSeq and is a predicted model, not a curated record. Gene Ontology annotation, molecular function: gap junction channel activity. Gene Ontology annotation, biological process: cell-cell signaling. The coding region runs from base 7 to 930 and encodes 307 amino acids.